AUGUUCGUUCUCUCCAAGACUGGCACCAGCAUCGGAUCUCAAAAUGCCUUCAGCCGGGCGAUAUUACGCACUACUCUGUCCUCCACUCGAGUUCAACAACGCGCUUUCGCUUCUUCACGGUCAAGAAUGGUCUCUGGAUCGAGUCCGACGACUCCAAUAUUGAGCAAAAAUGCCAUGCCACCUGUUGGUCCAUAUAGUCAAGCAAUGAAAACACCACACGCAAUCUACUGUUCUGGCCAGUUACCUGCCGAUGCGCAAGGCAAUCUAGUGGAGGGAAGCAUGGGUGAAAAGACCGCCGCGUGUCUGAAAGCCAUUUCCGCAGUGCUCACUGAAGCCGACUCAUCGCUCGACAAGAUUGUCAAAGUCCAAAUCUUCCUGACAGAUAUGAAGGACUUUGGGGAGAUGAACGCCGAGUAUGAAAAAUGGAUUAAGCAUAAGCCGGCGCGGAGUUGUGUUGCUGUGAGGCAAUUACCAAAGGGUGUGGAUCUUGAGAUUGAGUGUAUUGCGAUACCGUAG
Molecule: messenger RNA, 516 nt
Organism: Lachnellula hyalina
Lineage: Eukaryota; Fungi; Ascomycota; Leotiomycetes; Helotiales; Lachnaceae
Gene: MMF1
Product: Protein MMF1, mitochondrial
Exons: 3
Coding region: 1-516 (171 amino acids)
Cellular component (GO): mitochondrion; cytosol
Molecular function (GO): deaminase activity
Source: RefSeq, a predicted model, not a curated record